Molecule: messenger RNA, 2090 nt
Organism: Corylus avellana
Lineage: Eukaryota; Viridiplantae; Streptophyta; Magnoliopsida; Fagales; Betulaceae
Source: RefSeq, a predicted model, not a curated record
CAUAAUCCUUUUUAACCAAAUUCGAACAUUCCAAAGAAUUUUCGUUACCUUGUCUUGCAGUUUUCUCAUGGAGCCCAGCAAUUCCUGUUGGGUUUUCAGACUCUUCAUCAUAUUACUCACAUUCUUUCUCAGUUCUUCUUCUCCUUCUUCGUCAUGGCCGUUGCACCCUUCACAUAUAAACUCCAUGGCCAUGCACAGAAACCACACAUCAAUGUCAGAUUUUCGGCUCUUAAAUAGAAGAACAUUGAUGGAGUGCUCCAACGUCACAGACCCUUCUAUCAAAAUCAAAGUUAGUCGGAAAUCCAACCUUGUAGACGAAGAAUAUCUCAAGGUUACCGUUAGCCGAGUUUUGCAUCCUUCAAAGGGUGACUGGGUCGCCAUGAUUUCACCUUCUCAUUCUAAUGUAGAAAGUUGUCCACCCAAUGGGAUUCUUUAUUUAGAAACUGGCGAUUUUGCCAAUAUUCCUCCUUUACUCUGCCAUUAUCCCGUCAAGGCAAUGUACAUGAGUAAAGAUCCAGACUAUCUGAGUUGCAAGAAUAAGCAUCGCAAGAAAUAUAGGAGGGGUAAAGGUAUAGUGACGAGCUGCAGAGGAACGUUAACAUUUCAUGUCAUUAACAUCAGAACUGACAUCGAAUUCGUCUUCUUUGGCGGCGGAUUUGAAACGCCUUGCGUUUUGGCAAGAUCACCUCCCAUCAAUUUUGCCAAUCCAAUUAAGCCUUUAUAUGGACAUAUCUCAAGUGUAGAUUCAACUGGAACCUCGAUGAGAUUAACAUGGGUUAGUGGAGCUAAGGAACCUCAACAAGUACAAUAUGGAGAUGGAAAAACACUGACAUCACAAGUUACUACAUUUACACAAGAUAAUAUGUGUAAUUCAAGUAGUUUUCAAAGUCCAGCAAAGGAUUUUGGGUGGCAUGACCCAGGAUACAUUCAUUCUGCAGUAAUGACAGGACUUGAACCUUCAAGCAAAUUCUCCUACAGAUAUGGAAGUGACUUAGCUGGUUGGAGUGAACAAAUCCAAUUUCGAACUCCACCUGCAGGAGGAUCAGAUGAGCUCAAGUUCAUAGCAUAUGGGGAUAUGGGAAAGGCUCCUCGUGAUGCUUCUGCCGAGCACUUUAUUCAGCCGGGGUCUCUCUCAGUGAUUGAUGCCAUCGCAGAUGAAAUAGAUUCUAACAAGGUAGACUCAAUCUUCCACAUUGGAGAUAUAAGCUAUGCCACUGGCUUUUUAGUUGAAUGGGAUUUUUUCCUUCAACAAAUAAGCCCUGUAGCAUCACGAGUUUCUUAUAUGACUGCAAUUGGAAACCAUGAGAGAGAUUACGAAGAUUCGGGGUCAGUAUAUACAUUAACUGAUUCAGGAGGAGAAUGUGGAAUUCCUUAUGAAACAUACUUUCCCAUGCCAACCUCAGGAAAUGAUAAGCCCUGGUAUUCCAUAGAACAAGGAGGUGUUCACUUCACAGUGAUUUCAAUUGAGCAUAAUUGGACACAAAAAUAUGAGCAGUAUGAGUGGAUGAAAAAUGACAUGGCUUCCAUCAAUCGAUCAAAAACUCCUUGGUUAGUUUUCACUGGGCAUAGACCCAUGUAUUCUUCUGCAAUAGGAUUACUUAAUGUGGACGACAGAUUUGUUGAGGAAGUAGAACCAUUACUCUUGGAAAGCAAAGUUGAUCUGGUUCUCUUUGGCCAUGUUCAUAAUUAUGAGAGAUCCUGCUCAGUUUACAAAAAAGAGUGCAAGGCCUUUCCUAUAAAAGAUGUAAAUGGGAUAGAUGUAUAUGAUCACAGCAAUUAUAGUGCCCCAGUGCAUGUAAUUAUUGGUAUGGCUGGCUUUUCCUUGGACAAGUUCCCAGAUCAUGUGGAAAGCUGGAGUCUAUCAAGGAUUUCCCAGUUUGGUUAUCUCAGAGGGCAUGCAACAAAGAAAGAGUUCAACUUAGAGUUGGUAAAUUCAGGUACAAAGAAAGUUAAGGACAGCUUCCGCAUCAUUAAAUCUCAAGCUUCCUCAUGAAAGAUUGUUGGAGAAGAGAGAGAGAGAAAGCACCUCCCCCCUUCUGCAAAGUAUCACUGAAAGAUCUAUUUUGUUCAAUAAGUAAUCAAUUUUGAUG